AUGGGCAGGCCAAGAGGAGGGAAGGCUAAACGGCCGCCGUCGUCCCAAGCUACCAAGAGCGAAGAUGCCGAUGCCGGCAGCGGCGGCGAAGAAGAGGAGGCCGUGAUGCCAGCCUACAAGAGGAGGGGGCGGCGGCCGCAGAAGCACCACAAGGCUGAUGACACCGACGACGACGACGAGGAGGACGCUGCUGCUGCCAAGGCCGAGCCCAUGGAGCCGGACGCGAAACCGGUCAUGGCCUCGCCGGAUGAGAACGGAGGAGGGAAGAAGAGGCGGCGGCGGCGGCGGCAGCCGAAGCGCGGCGGCGACUCGGCGGCCGAGGAGAAGGACGAGGCCGUGAAGCUGAAGCAGAGCGGCGGAUUCCGGCAUCAUGGGAGCCGCCGGAAGAGCACCCCGCGCCGAGCUGCCGAGGCAGGAGUGGAGUGCAAGUGA
Molecule: messenger RNA, 432 nt
Organism: Miscanthus lutarioriparius
Lineage: Eukaryota; Viridiplantae; Streptophyta; Magnoliopsida; Poales; Poaceae
Source: the annotation of a GenBank genome assembly